This is a messenger RNA of Haliotis rubra (blacklip abalone), 3719 nucleotides long. RefSeq names its product V-type proton ATPase subunit H-like. Gene Ontology annotation, cellular component: vacuolar proton-transporting V-type ATPase, V1 domain; lysosomal membrane. Gene Ontology annotation, biological process: proton transmembrane transport. The record is from RefSeq and is a predicted model, not a curated record. The transcript is spliced from 15 exons. Bases 127 to 1602 code for a protein of 491 amino acids. Gene Ontology annotation, molecular function: proton-transporting ATPase activity, rotational mechanism. NCBI's taxonomy places the organism in Eukaryota, Metazoa, Mollusca, Gastropoda, Lepetellida, Haliotidae.
AGUUCCGUGUGUCACAUGAUCACAUUAGCAGAUGAUAACCUUGAUGUUUUCAAAGUGAUCUUCAUUUUAAGUGCCAGAUAAUUUCUUAUUUGCUUUGACAGGUGUAUUGUAGAGCCACCCAAAAUAAUGGCUGGCAUUGAGAACUUCGGCACUGUUAUUUCAAAUAUAGAGGAUCUGGAGAAAGGAGCGGGAAAAGGCUUUGGAGCACAAGUUGCAACCAGUCUUCUACAGGAAAGAGCCAAUGAUGUGCGAGCCAAUAGGGUCAACUGGCAGUCAUAUCUACAAGGCCAGAUGAUCUCCCCGGAGGUGUACACCUUCAUCUCUAAAUUUGACAUGGCAAACUCUGAGGUCAGGACAGCCAUGCUGCUGGAAAACCCUCAACAGUUUGCUGUGACGUUCUACAGCCUGAUCAACCAGAUUGCCAAGGACCAAACACUUGAGUAUAUUCUCACCAUGCUGGACGAUGCCCUGCAGGAGGAGAAGGCUCGUGUAGACAUUUUCAAGGAGUACGCGAAGAAGAAGAAGGAGUCAGUUUGGAACCCCUUCUUCCAUCUCCUCGACAGAGAGGACAAAUUCAUCGUUUACCAGUCCAGUCGGAUUAUAGGCAAGAUAGCCUGCUGGAGCAAGGAGCCCAUGGACAAGAGAAAUCUGCAGUUCUACCUCAACUGGAUUAAAGAUCAACUCAAGUCACCUAGCAAUGAGUACCUCCAGACUGCCGCCCGAUGUCUGCAGAUGAUGUUGAGGAUUGACAUGUACCGCUGGGCGUUCGUGGACGUCGAGGGCAUCUCUGCGAUCGUAUCUGUGUUGGCUGGCAGCAAGGUGGGCUUCCAGAUUCAGUACCAGCUGACCUUCUGUCUGUGGUGCCUGACCUUCAACAGCACGCUGGCAGAACGCAUGGCCAGAUACAAUAUCAUCCCCAUCCUGGCCGACAUCCUCAGUGAGUCCGUCAAGGAGAAAGUCACCAGGAUAAUCCUAGCCACUUUCAGGAAUCUAUUAGAGAAGCCAGAGGACCGUGAUAUCGUGCAGGACCACGCCCUGUCCAUGGUGCAGUGUAAGGUCCUCAAACAGCUGGAGCUUCUGGAUGGGCGCAAGUUUGAUGACCAGGACAUUGUCGACGACCUCGCGUACCUCAUUGUCGACGACCUCGCGUACCUCAAUGAGAAGCUACAGCGCUCAGUGGCUGACCUCAGCUCAUUUGAUGAGUAUUCUACUGAAGUAAAAUCGGGCCGCCUUGAGUGGAGCCCAGUCCACAAGUCAGACAGGUUCUGGCGGGAGAAUGCCAUCAGGCUCAAUGAGAAGAGUUAUGAACUGCUCAAGAUACUUGUGCGUCUGCUGGAGACAAGUAAGGACCCUUUAAUCCUGUCUGUAGCAGCACAUGACAUUGGCGAGUACGUCCGAUACUACCCAAGAGGCAAGAAUGUGAUAGAACAGCUGGGGGCCAAGCACAUCGUCAUGCAGUACCUCAGCCACGAAGACCCCAACGUCAGAUAUGAGGCACUCAUUGCUGUACAGAAGCUGAUGGUCCACAACUGGGAAUACUUAGGCAAACAGUUGGAGGCACCAAAGACGGACACACCAGUAAUGUCAGCUGCAAAAGCAUAGAUGAACAUCGACAACAUGAGCACAACAUAGCCUGUAGAACAGUCUCAGUAUUCACCUGGUGCAGUAGGAGAUCAGAACUAAAUAUUAACCUCAACAGUAAUGAGCUUAGUAUUGUACACAGUAGUGUUGGCACAUGCUGGUCUGUAGUCUGUGUAGAGACAACAUGGUAGAACUCGACUGAUCAGUAUGUCUAACCAUUGCAGUCCCUGAACAGGAAGUGUUCUGGAUUAUCUAGGAUAAGUAAGUGCCCUUAGCUACUGUGUACGAAUGGUAUGUUAGUGUCAAGAGAUUGAAUCAAAUGUUUUAUCUUAGUGCUAUAUCAGUCAUUACUUUGACCGUUUUGAGUAUGUAUUGACAUUCUUCGCAAUAUUGGGGUUGUACAGCAAUGUGUUAAGGAGAUGUAUCUUUCAUGAUAACCUGGAACUUUUAGUCAUGCUCUGGUUGCCAUGGUGCCUGGUAGACAUGGUUUGAAGUAUGUAACCCCUCAGCUGAAGACAGCUGGAUCCUGGAGUUCCAGGGAAUAUCAGUAGAUAAUUGGUAAUAUUUGAUUAGGUCAUUUCAGCUGCAAUAUGUUUAUCCUGAAUUAAUAUUAACCCUUUGUUUCUUUGAUGAUUAGUGCUCAAAACGUUUCAUAUGUUUUCAAAUAGCUUGUCUAGUUAGUGAGUGUAUCUACUCUUCAGGGGUAAUGGGUAUAUUUCUUACAAAUCUUCAGUUAUUUGAAAGGAUUUUUUUAAAACUGUAAACAUUUUUCAAAGUAGACUUUACUAUUUAUUGCUAUUCAGAUAUGCCAUAUGUAGGGUAUUAAAGACUGGCCACUUCUACUAGCUUGUGUACUGCCAUGUCCCAGUAUACACAAGGUUCUAGAUACACAUGUCAUAAGGUAGUGGUAAGGGAGUGGUGUAGUUUGGUUGGUGGAUACAGGGAACUUGUUUGACAUGAAUUCCUUGACAUGUACAUUCCACACGAUGUCAUGUUGUUUUGGCUGUGAACUAUGUUGGUAUAUGUGUAUAUAUUGGAUCUGAUUGUCUAGUCAGCUCUGUCUGCAUUCUGUAUUUGUGCUUAUGUAUGAAGGGCCUUGUAUCUUUUAAAAGUUGGUUUACAAGACAUUAGCAUAAGAUGUGAGUGGUUUAAUUUUCUUUAAUCACAUUUCCUUUUCCAGAUGAGUCCAGUAACUAAUUAAUAAAUAAAAAUUAACAAAAUUGUAAGUCACACGAUCACAAGUACAAUUGCAAAACAAUAUUUAAAGAUAAUUUAUUAGGGUUUUUUAUUGAUAGCAUAAAGAUAUUUGUAUGUAUUUUUCACCAUUUGUUACAAACAGCUGUGAAAAAAUAUCCUUUUUUUUCUUUUCACCUAUAGUAAAACAGAAUCAAGACCCACUGGUUCCAUUAUCAUUUUUCAAUUUCAGGUGUUCUGCUUUUGUUGGUCAGUCUUGUAAACCAACUAAUAAGAUGUAAGGCUUAGAGGUAACUCUCCAACAACACAACAGGUGCCACUCCUGUUGAGAGGAAGUACCUGCUCUGUUUUGUCAGAUGAUGUACAUGUACAUUUGAUCAUUCAAGAUCAACGUAAUAGAUUAAUUCACCUCAUUGAUAUCAGAUCUUUUUCUCCAACACAAUGCCUCUCUGUGUGAACAUCUGAGGAUGCCAUCUGAGAUUCUGUCAGUGAUGAGGCAUAAAACUGUAAAGAAAUGAAGCUGAAUCAUUUCAGAAAACUGACAUCAAAUUGGCAUCUUUCCUUCAGAUUGAUUUUUUUAAUCUGCUCAGGGCUCUCCUGACAUGACCUGCUAUAACAAUGUCCUCUGAUUUUGACACAAAAAUGGAUUGUAUAUUGUAAAAGAUCUCAUUUACAUGUAUUUGAUUGCCCAUGUCUAUGUUUUCUGUAUCAUAGCAACCCUUGUUCACAUGGACAUUGUGUUGUGGGACAGUUCCCUCAUUCUCAAACACAUCAGCUAUCAUCAAAGAACCUGGCUGGCAGAGAAAUGUAGCAGCCAUGAACAAAAUAACUCGACCAUCUUGUUAUGUGUCAGAUCCAUGUGGAGUUGAUAUUUGUAAUUACCGUCUUUCUCUGUUAUAUUAUCAUGAAAUGAUCAAGCAAAUAAACGAUGAUUUUUACUUACU